Purpureocillium lilacinum is the source of this 1773-nucleotide messenger RNA. RefSeq lists its product as uncharacterized. Gene Ontology annotation, molecular function: phosphopantothenoylcysteine decarboxylase activity; FMN binding. The record is from RefSeq and is a predicted model, not a curated record. Lineage: Eukaryota; Fungi; Ascomycota; Sordariomycetes; Hypocreales; Ophiocordycipitaceae. Gene Ontology annotation, biological process: coenzyme A biosynthetic process. Gene Ontology annotation, cellular component: phosphopantothenoylcysteine decarboxylase complex.
AUGGCGAACUACCCGUCCUUUCCGUCGCGGCUGACGUCGACGGUAUCCUCGUGCUCCUCGCUCACCGAUAUGAACACUCGCCACCGCAAGCUGCACCUACUCGUCGCCGCCACCGGCCCACGCGACACUUCGUGGGCGCAGGCUCUCGUCGUGCGCCUAUCCAAGAAUACCCAGAUCGAGACGAGGGCCAUUGUCGACGAUGUGGUCCCGCGCCUGACGCAGACCAUCAUCGUCAUGGAGAACCGCACCCUGGCGCCUGGCCAAGGCGACCGCGCCGACGACAUCGAAUUCUACAGGCAACAGGCCUAUGAGCUGGUCGAGUGGGCAGACCUGAUGGUGUGCGUGCCGCUCGACGCCGACGGCAUCGCCAAGCUUCUUGCGGGCAUCGCCGACACAUUUCUAGGGGAGGUGCUGCGGGGAUGGAACCCGCAGAAGAGCGUGGUGCUCGUGCCCGGCAUGAGCACGCACAUGUGGUCGAACCCGAUGACGAAGCGCCAUCUGAGCAAACUGUACCGCAAGUGGAAUUGGAUCCGCGUCAUGACGCCGAUUCUGUGGCACUACGAGGGUGCACCGAACCCGAAGCGCGUUCCCAAUUGGAACGGCUUCAACGAAGUCCUAGGCAUCAUCAAGAACCAGGCGGACCUCCUGGGGCUCGGACGCGACGUGGAGAUUGCCACCAGCGCUCCCCUGCUAUCAGACAGCGACGUCAAGAUCCAGGUUAAGCUGCCGCCCGAGAUCUGGACCAUUGUGCUCGACUACGCGGGCGACUGGGAGCUGGCCAAGGCCCUCGGCAUGUACACCAACCUGCCCAUGCCGCAGCCGUGGUGCCUGGAGCCCAAAGACCCGACCGACCCGCUCAAGGUGUAUGAACACGAGCUGGAGUGGACGGUGCUCACCUGCAGCUCGGCGGCCGUCUGCAAGAAGUUGUCGCAGUCGCCACCCAACUUUCAAGACAUCCCCGCCCUCGUGGUGAAGCUCGUCAUACGCUUCGCGCUUAUCGAGGUGUUAGAAUAUAUGGAGAACAACCGGCCAGACUUGUUCAAGGCGUUUGACGGCACGACGCUGCCCUCAAAUGCGUCGGCGUACUACCCGAGGACGGACGUCCUCGACUACUGGAAGCAAAGCAGGUGGUUCCGGGACAAGCACAUCUACGACGCGGAGGCCGUGGACGGGGCGUCCAAGAACGGUCACGUGCGGAUCUUGGACUGGUGGUGGCGACGGUCCGGCCUGCCCCUGCGAUACACGGAGACGGCCCUGGAACAGGCCAGUGGGAGGGGGCACCUGUUGGUCCUCGAGUGGUGGCGCGAUGCCGCGGCUCAGGAUGAGAGCAUCGUUCUUCGACCGGGCCGGUCUCUGCUGUGGGCGACCCAACACGGCCAGGCGGACGUGCUGCGUUGGUGGGACGCCUCUGGCAUCCCCGUGGCCCACGGCGACAGCGUCGCCAAGGUGGCCAGCCGCUGGGGGCGGGUCAACGUGCUUGAGACGUGGAGGCGGCUCAAGGGAGACAACAAGCUCGUGUUCGACCCCGAGGUCCUCAUCAGCUCGACAAUCCAUCAGCACGUUGAGGUGCUCGAGUGGUGGCGCAAGUUUGCGCACGGGGAGCUCGAGGGCAUGGACGGGCGCAAGCAGCUGGUCGAGUUUCGGACCUGCAAUAUCGAAGAGGCCCUCGAGGAUAGCAUCGGCGAUCAGAGCAAGGCGCGCAAGUGGUGGGCACAGUACGGCCUGGACCUACGCAUGAGGAACGAGGAAUGGCUCCAGACGCGAUACCUGUGA